AGACACUUUCGUGCUCCUCUCUCUGUGAGCUGCUCCUGGUCUUCACCUGCAUUCCUGUGGCAGCAUGCAGCUCCUGGUGUUCUUAGCAGCUCUCAUGGGGCUCAUGUUCAGCAUCCGAGCAGCCGCCGUACUUCCCGCCGAGGACAGCAGCCCCCUGCGCAGGGAGUUCAGUAAAGAGCGAAAGGAGCUCAUCCUUAAGCUGGUGUCCGGCUUGUUGGAUGGAGCACUGGAGUCCAACAUGCUGCCGGGUGAAGCGGUGCCGGUGGAUCUGGAGGAGCCGCUGGAGUCUCGUCUGGAGGAGAGGGCUCUCUACAACAGGUUAUCACUGCCUCAGCGCGACCGCAAAGCCCCCUGUAAAAACUUCUUCUGGAAAACUUUCACCUCCUGCUAACAGAACCAUAAAUCAAACCUGGCACCUCCUCUGACCC
Thalassophryne amazonica is the source of this 428-nucleotide messenger RNA. Its product is annotated as somatostatin-1B-like. The coding region runs from base 65 to 391 and encodes 108 amino acids. The record is from RefSeq and is a predicted model, not a curated record. The transcript is spliced from 2 exons. NCBI's taxonomy places the organism in Eukaryota, Metazoa, Chordata, Actinopteri, Batrachoidiformes, Batrachoididae. Gene Ontology annotation, molecular function: hormone activity. Gene Ontology annotation, cellular component: extracellular region. Gene Ontology annotation, biological process: regulation of cell migration.